Molecule: messenger RNA, 920 nt
Organism: Gigantopelta aegis
Lineage: Eukaryota; Metazoa; Mollusca; Gastropoda; Neomphalida; Peltospiridae
Exons: 4
Coding region: 117-854 (245 amino acids)
Biological process (GO): cell communication
Cellular component (GO): membrane
Source: RefSeq, a predicted model, not a curated record
UCAAAAGGUGCAACUAUAACACUGAGAGGCACUAUUACCGGCCAGUUUAUUAUGUUUUACAGAUUGACGAACAAGAUGAAACUGUUACAGUACAGUUUACAGAAUCUGCGACUGUCAUGCAGGGAACAAAAGGAAGUCAAAUUAUCACUAUCACGGAUAAUGACCUUUCGUACUUUGAGUUUAGCAGUAAUACCUACUCUAUAAACGAAGACCAGAAUGCUGUGAUUACGAUCAAUCGGAAAAGCCCUGUUGGUACUGUUGAUGUCGCUGUAAAGCUUGCUAUCGCCCAUGUGACGACCAACAUUGCUGACGUGGGUUCAUUUACGCCCACUGUUAACUUCCCAGCAGGAUCUAUUUCACAGCAAUUUACUGUUAAUAUUGUGGAUGAUAUAGAGGAUGAAUCCGAUGAGACAUUUACUAUUGCGAUAUCAGCUGUUCCGAAUGUGUACAAUAUUGUACCUGGUGGUGUGGGAACUACUACCGUCACAAUAGUUGAUAAUGAUGUGAAUGUAUCGACUGCUUAUAUCAACACUACUGAAAUGUUGGAUGCACCCAAGGAUGAUCUUGAACACCGCAACCACUUUUCGUUAUGCACAUUUUUAUUGCAGAAAAUGACGGCUCUACUAUUUAUCAUCAAAAUAUUGAUCCAAAAUGCAGGGCCGCACACGGUGGGGGGAGGGGGGGGGGGUAGUUGUCCUUCAGAAACAUACAAAACGUCUUUGUUCAGAUCAGUUCAGUUUAAAACAGUCAUUUGCUUCUACCUAGAGAAAGCACAUUACUGUCAUGAUUCUAUUUACUGCUACCCCACACAUUUGGGGCAAGGUAUGGGCUUGGAACAUAAUAACUUUGUAUGAAACUUAAACAAAAUAAAAUUUAGUAUGUUAAUCGCAGGACUCUUUCAAUGUGCAUCAUUCAGAAAU